This is a messenger RNA of Myxozyma melibiosi, 1584 nucleotides long. Its product is annotated as D-arabinono-1,4-lactone oxidase. The record is from RefSeq and is a predicted model, not a curated record. Lineage: Eukaryota; Fungi; Ascomycota; Lipomycetes; Lipomycetales; Lipomycetaceae. Gene Ontology annotation, cellular component: membrane; mitochondrion. The transcript has a single exon. Bases 1 to 1584 code for a protein of 527 amino acids. Gene Ontology annotation, molecular function: FAD binding; D-arabinono-1,4-lactone oxidase activity.
AUGGAGAACCACGUACAUACAACCUGGGCCCGCACCUUCGAGUGCCGGCCGCGGCUCUACCACCAGCCGCCGACCAUGGACGACCUCGUCGCCCUCGUCCACUCUGCCCGCGCGGCCGGCGUGUCGCUCACCGUCGUCGGAUCCGGCCACUCGCCCUCCGACAUCGCCAUGGCUGCUCCCAACGACUGGCUGGUCAAUCUCGACUCCCUCUGCUCCGUAGUAUCCACUUUUCCUGUCACCGCGCAAAAGACUCCCGAGUACACCGACGUCCGAGUAGAGGCUGGAAUUCGGGUUUACCAGCUCAACGCCGCGCUCGCCUUCCGCGGCCUCGCUCUCCAGAACCUGGGCUCAAUUUCUGAGCAAUCCGUCGCUGGACUCAUCUCCACCGGUACCCAUGGCUCGUCUGCUUUCCACGGCCCGCUGGCGCAGCAGGUCGUCGACAUUACGCUGCUCACCGCCUCGGGCGAUUUCCGCACCGUCUCCCCAACAACCGAUCCGGAUCUGUUCAAGGCGGCCUUGCUGUCGCUAGGCAAGCUUGGGAUCGUCACCCACAUCACUUUCCGCACAGUGCCGGCAUUCAACAUUCACUCUGUGCAGGAAAUUAUCGACUUUGACCGGCUGCUCGCCGACUGGCGCACGCUCUGGACUACUAAGGAGUUUGUACGUGUCUGGUGGUUCCCCUACUCGCGGAGAUGCGUGCUAUGGCGCGCCGAGAAGUCGGACCUUCCUCUUUCAAAGCCAAGGUUUUCGUUCUACGGUACCUGGCUAGGCCGCAAGCUUUACGAAUCCCUUCUUUGGUUCGCCGUCAACGUUUUCCCUCCCGCAAUGCCUGCUGUCGAGCGCUUCGUCUUCCGCCGACAGUACGGUGCCACACAGACUUACGGUACGCCUGGUGCUGCCGUCGACGAAGCCGUGCAGGGAUCUGUCGAUGGUCUCAACAUGGACUGUCUCUUCAAGCAGUAUGUCAACGAAUGGGCCGUCCCUGCGCGCGACGGUGUCGAGAUCCUCACUCGGGUUGACCAGCUCGUUGCGCAAGCCGCAAAAGAUCACGAUUAUUACGUUCAUGCUCCCAUCGAGGUCCGUGUAUCCAACUGCUCUACCCCUCCAGAGGACCAAAUCCCCGACUCGCCUCUGGCUAUCGUGAAUGCGAACGGCGGCAAGGGCGCCAUCCCCGGAAAUUUCUCCCGCUCCCUGCUCGAGUAUGCUCCGCGUGUCGACUAUCCCGCGCCGGGCGAACCUAUAACCGUUGACAACCUUACUCUAUACAUCAACGCUACAAUGUAUCGUCCGUUUGGUCGAGACCCGCCAAUCGGCAAGUGGUACACCGAAUUCGAAGGCGUCAUGGUGCAGUACGGAGGUCGGCCUCACUGGGCCAAGAAUUUCAUCGGACCCGCUGGCAUCUUGAGUGCUGAGGAGGAGAAGAAGCGGAUAAAGAAAGAUGGCGAGAUGGUCGGAAUCGCCGGUGUCUUUGAGAAAUGGUAUGGCGAGGAUGGUAAAAAAUUCAAGAGUAUUCGACAGAAGCUCGAUCCCAGUGGACUCUUCAUCGGCGGACGCGAGUGGGCGGUGCGAAAUGGUAUCAUCUAA